GUUUUUCACAUGACAAACCACAUUAUUCCAGAAAGUUAACAAAAGCAGUAGAGUCGCGAGAAUUUGUGAAUUUUAUAUAAAAAUUUGAAAGUAUUAUUAUAAACAACAUGUCGUCAAUUGCAAGUCCUCUCUCGAUUGCUGGCACUAGGCAUUCUGGAGCUUCGGUUCGCACCCAAAAUGUAAUGGCGGCCAGUUCAAUUGCUAACAUAGUUAAAAGUUCCCUCGGUCCGGUGGGUUUAGAUAAAAUGUUGGUUGAUGAUAUUGGUGAUGUUACCGUAACCAACGAUGGCGCUACUAUUCUAAAAUUAUUAGAAGUUGAGCAUCCUGCAGCUAAAGUCUUAGUGGAGUUGGCUCAAUUACAAGACGAAGAAGUAGGCGAUGGUACAACUUCGGUAGUAAUAUUAGCUGCUGAACUGCUUAAGAAUGCAGACGAAUUAGUUAAACAGAAAAUACAUCCAACUUCGAUUAUAUCCGGUUACCGUUUGGCUUGCAAAGAAGCUUGUAAAUACAUUUCCGAACAUCUAACCGCACCAGUUGACGAGUUAGGUCGCGAUUCCUUAAUUAAUAUCGCCAAAACUUCGAUGAGUUCCAAAAUUAUAGGAGCAGACGCUGACUAUUUUGCGGCUAUGACGGUCGAUGCAGCUCAGGCUGUUAAGAUUACCGACGCCAAGGGUAAUCCUGCUUAUUCAAUUAAAGCGGUCAACGUAUUAAAGGCCCAUGGAAAAUCUGCACGCGAAUCUGUUCUAAUACCAGGCUACGCCCUAAACUGUACUUUAGCUUCUCAGCAAAUGACCAAAAAAAUGGUCAAUGCCAAAAUAGCUUGCUUAGAUUUUUCUCUGCAAAAAACCAAAAUGAAGAUGGGUGUUCAAGUAUUAAUUAACGAUCCCAAUAAAUUGGAAGGAAUACGUGCGCGUGAAUUGGAUAUAACUAAGGAACGCAUUAAUAAGAUUUUGAAUACAGGUGUUAAUGUGGUUUUAUGUAGCGGUGGUAUUGACGAUCUUUGUAUGAAGUAUUUUGUCGAAUCCGGAGCUAUGGCUGUCCGUCGUGUUAAGAAAAGCGACUUGAAAAUUAUAGCCAAGGCUACAGGAGCAGCGUUCGUCACUUCACUUACUAAUAUGGAAGGUGAAGAAAGUUUUGAGCCUUCAAUGGUAGGUGAGGCAGCAGAGGUAUGCCAAGAGUGUGUUUGCGACGAUGAACUCAUUUUGAUUAAGGGCACGAAGGCAAGAGCUGCAGCGUCCAUUAUUUUAAGAGGCCCAAAUGAUUUCUAUUGCGAUGAAAUGGAAAGAUCCAUACAUGAUUCACUGUGUGUAGUUAAGCGGGUCUUGGAAAGUAAGAAAGUGGUAGCAGGAGGUGGUUGCGUCGAAGCUGCCUUAUCAAUUUAUUUGGAAAACUUUGCUACUUCAUUGAGUUCUCGUGAGCAGCUAGCUAUUGCCGAAUUCGCCAAAUCUCUAUUAGUUAUACCGAAAACUUUGGCUGUUAAUGCAGCCAAAGACGCUACGGAUUUAGUAGCCAAACUGAGGGCUUAUCACAAUUCUAGCCAAACAAAAGCAGAACACGCUCAUUUUAAGUGGACAGGAUUGGAUUUAAUUGAGGGCGUUGUACGCGACAACAAAAAGGCCGGGGUCUUGGAGCCAGCCAUGUCAAAGAUUAAGUCAUUGAAAUUUGCUACUGAAGCUGCUAUUACCAUAUUGCGUAUUGAUGAUAUGGUCAAACUGAAUCCAGAAGAAAAGGCAGGAAAAUCGUAUGCAGAUGCUUGCGCCGCUGGGGAACUAUAAAGAAAUAUAUUUACAAGUUUGUUAAAAAAGUAAACAUUUCAUUCGUUCGCUUAUCAAUAAUAAACUAAGUAUGAUUUGGUAUAAGCGAACAGCAUUUUUUAUAAAUUAAAUAAACUUAAAAUAUUUUCUCGGG
This is a messenger RNA of Glossina fuscipes, 1908 nucleotides long. It is a transcript of the gene CCT1, whose product is annotated as T-complex protein 1 subunit alpha. The transcript is spliced from 7 exons. Lineage: Eukaryota; Metazoa; Arthropoda; Insecta; Diptera; Glossinidae. Gene Ontology annotation, cellular component: chaperonin-containing T-complex. Gene Ontology annotation, biological process: protein folding. Gene Ontology annotation, molecular function: ATP binding; ATP hydrolysis activity; ATP-dependent protein folding chaperone. The coding region runs from base 108 to 1775 and encodes 555 amino acids. The record is from RefSeq and is a predicted model, not a curated record.